Spirodela intermedia is the source of this 1187-nucleotide messenger RNA. The record is from the annotation of a GenBank genome assembly. Lineage: Eukaryota; Viridiplantae; Streptophyta; Magnoliopsida; Alismatales; Araceae.
AUGCAUCCUCUCCAGAGAUUCACAAAAUCCACAAUGACUAAAACAACCCAAGUCCUCUACGAGACGAAGGAAAUUUCUCUCUCUCUCUCUCUCUCUCUCUCUCUCUCUCUCUCAGCCAACUCACUACCAAAACGAAAGCUUGGCAAACGACCUUACAUUAUGUCUUGUCCCUCAGCACCACAAAUAUAAUUCACUGUUCUCACCUUGAUCCUCACCAAUUCCCCGAUACUGACAGUUCUGAAGGGGCUCUUGUCUAGGGUCACUUCAUAUCCCUUCACAUCAGAUUGCCCUAGGUGCCGGGUGAAGGUGGAGCAGUCCUCACCGAGUAUCUCUAAAAAAGCAGGAUUUUUACAGCACAGAUCAUUAAUAGUCGCAUGAUUAUCUCAUAAAAGCAGGCUUUUAAUGGAAGAUAAGUAAUAGAUGGCCAUCAAACCGUUUAAAUUACCCAGUAAUUUGUCCCAAAAAGUGCCCCACGAGCCCAACGAUUCCUAUUGGACACAUCUCACAGAGGCGUUUCGAUGGGAAAGUUUCCCGCCCUCGUCUGAACCAGGAAUGGUGAUGAACCCCACUCGCAGGCAUUCAUCAUCCACCGUCAUGAAUUCACAGAAAGAAAAGAGCAGCAGAUAUGUCGAGCAUUACCCGUUGAUGAACUCCGCCGCAGAGUGCCAUGUGUUGUAGCAGAUGAACCAGAGCAAUACGGCCAUCAAUAUAUCUACGGAAGUCCAAGCUAAGGAGCCCGACGUGAAGAUGGAAAAACAAGAAAAAAACGAGAAACCGAGGCGCCCGAGAUGAAGAGUCGGAUCAUCGAUGGAACCGAGCUAAACUUUGAUCGGGCAGAACACGACAUGAAAGCGAGACAAACAUGGGAACACGAGGCGGUGUUGAUGGCAGGAGAGCUACAAAAUCCCCAAGGGGAUCGAUAAUUGAAAAUACUUGCAGAGGAUACUGAAGAGGUACCGCUCCCACCAAUCGAGCAUAUACAGGCCCAUGGUCACGUUGUAGAGGUGGAUCUUCCGGCUAACCCAGUUCAUCUUCCUUCUCCGAGAGAAAUACCUCAAAACCGGAGCGAAGCGAAGCGAUCGAUAGGAGAAGGGAGAAGGGAUUCAGCCGAAACGCCGCUGUCGAAAAUGGAGAACCCGGAGCGAUCCUCGCCCGAAUUAAAUCAUUCGGGGUCCGAGGGGUUCUAA